Molecule: messenger RNA, 3503 nt
Organism: Rattus norvegicus (Norway rat)
Lineage: Eukaryota; Metazoa; Chordata; Mammalia; Rodentia; Muridae
Gene: Hectd3
Product: HECT domain E3 ubiquitin protein ligase 3
Exons: 21
Coding region: 104-2689 (861 amino acids)
Biological process (GO): proteasome-mediated ubiquitin-dependent protein catabolic process
Cellular component (GO): perinuclear region of cytoplasm
Molecular function (GO): ubiquitin protein ligase activity; ubiquitin-protein transferase activity
Source: RefSeq, marked validated
GGGUGUGAGGUGGGGCAGGGUGUGGUGGGAAGCUCUGCUUGCAGUCCCCGGGCUGCGGCGGGGCAGGGUUUCCCUGGACGAGUCUCACUUCACGGGCUUCACUAUGGCCGGCCCGGGCCCCGGCGCAGCGCUUGAGUCCCCGCGACAGCUCCUGGGUCGCGUGCGCUUCCUGGCCGAGGCGGCGCGGAGCCUCCGGGCCGGGCUGCCACUGCCUGCGGCGCUGGCUUUCGUGCCGCGAGAGGUGCUCUACAAGCUUUACAAGGACCCAGCGGGACCCUCGCGCGUGCUGCUGCCUGUGUGGGAGGCAGAGGGCCUGGGACUUCGUGUGGGUGCUGCGGGCCCUGCCCCGGGCACAGGCUCGGGACCGCUGCGCGCCGCCCGUGACAGUAUCGAGCUUCGGCGAGGCGCCUGCGUACGCACCACCGGCGAGGAGCUGUGCAACGGCCACGGGCUCUGGGUGAAGUUAACCAAGGAGCAGCUGGCUGAACACCUGAGUGACUGUAGUUUGGACGAAGGCUGGCUUCUAGUGUGUCGCCCAGCGGAGGGCGGAGCCCGCCUUGUACCUAUCGACACUCCAGACCACCUGCAACGGCAGCAGCAGCUAUUUGGCGUGGACUACCGGCCGGUGCUCAGAUGGGAACAGGUGGUGGACCUGACGUACUCACAUCGCCUGGGCUCCAGGCCUCAGCCAGCAGAGGCAUACACAGAAGCUGUACAAAGACUACUCUAUGUACCACCAACGUGGACAUAUGAGUGCGACGAAGACCUGAUCCACUUCUUAUAUGACCACCUGGGCAAAGAAGAUGAGAACCUGGGUAGCGUGAAGCAGUAUGUGGAGAGCAUAGAUGUUUCUUCCUAUACGGAGGAGUUCAAUGUAUCCUGCCUGACAGAUAGUAAUGCAGAUACCUACUGGGAGAGCGAUGGGUCCCAGUGCCAACACUGGGUACGGCUUACCAUGAAGAAAGGCACAAUUGUCAAGAAGCUGCUACUCACAGUGGAUACCACAGAUGACAACUUCAUGCCGAAGCGGGUUGUGGUCUAUGGGGGUGAAGGGGACAACCUGAAGAAGCUGAGUGACGUGAACAUUGACGAGACCCUGAUCGGGGAUGUCUGUGUAUUAGAGGACAUGACCGUCCACCUUCCAGUCAUUGAGAUCCGAAUCGUUGAGUGUCGAGAUGAUGGGAUAGAUGUUCGUCUUCGAGGGGUCAAGAUCAAGUCAUCUAGACAGCGGGAGCUAGGGCUGAAUGCAGACCUGUUCCAGCCGGCCAGUCUGGUGCGAUAUCCACGCCUGGAAGGCACUGACCCUGAAGUGCUGUACCGCAGAGCUGUCCUUCUGCAGAGAUUCAUCAAAAUCCUGGACAGUGUCCUGCACCACCUAGUACCUGCAUGGGACCACACACUGGGCACCUUCAGUGAGAUUAAGCAAGUGAAACAGUUCCUGCUGCUGUCACGCCAGCGGCCCAGCCUGGUAACACAGUGCCUGCGCGAUUCAGAAAGCAGCAAGCCCAGCUUCAUGCCGAGGCUGUACAUCAACCGGCGCCUUGCCAUGGAACACCGUGCCUGCCCUUCUCGGGACCCAGCCUGCAAGAAUGCAGUUUUCACCCAGGUUUAUGAAGGCCUCAAGCCUUCCGACAAGUAUGAGAAACCCUUGGACUACAGGUGGCCCAUGCGCUAUGACCAGUGGUGGGAAUGUAAAUUCAUUGCGGAAGGAAUCAUUGACCAAGGCGGUGGUUUCCGUGACAGCCUGGCAGAUAUGUCAGAAGAGCUGUGCCCCAGCUCAGCCGACACCCCAGUGCCUCUGCCCUUCUUUGUGCGCACGGCGAACCAGGGCAAUGGCACCGGUGAGGCCCGGGACAUGUAUGUGCCAAAUCCUUCUUGCCGAGACUUUGCCAAGUAUGAGUGGAUUGGACAGUUGAUGGGGGCUGCCCUUCGGGGUAAGGAGUUCCUGGUGCUGGCCCUGCCUGGGUUCGUGUGGAAGCAGCUGUCUGGUGAGGAGGUGAGCUGGAGCAAAGACUUCCCAGCUGUGGACUCCGUGCUGGUGAAGCUCCUGGAAGUGAUGGAAGGAGUGGACAAGGAGACGUUUGAGUUCAAGUUUGGGAAGGAGCUAACAUUCACCACGGUCCUGAGUGAUCAACAGGUCGUGGAGCUGAUUCCUGGGGGCACAGGCAUCGUGGUGGGAUACGAGGACCGCUUGCGUUUCAUCCAGCUGGUGCAGAAGGCGCGGUUAGAGGAGAGCAAGGAGCAGGUGGCAGCCAUGCAGGCAGGUCUGCUGAAGGUGGUACCACAGGCUGUGCUGGACUUGCUGACCUGGCAAGAGCUGGAAAAGAAGGUGUGUGGGGACCCAGAGGUCACUGUGGAUGCUCUGCGCAAGCUCACUCGGUUUGAGGACUUCGAACCAUCUGACACCCGAGUGCAGUACUUUUGGGAGGCUCUGAACAAUUUCACCAAUGAGGACCGGAGCCGUUUCCUGCGCUUUGUCACUGGGCGCAGCCGCCUCCCAGCUCGGAUCUACAUCUACCCGGACAAACUAGGCUAUGAGACCACAGAUGCUCUGCCAGAGUCUUCCACCUGCUCCAGCACGCUCUUCCUCCCACACUAUGCCAGUGCCAAGGUAUGUGAGGAGAAGCUGCGCUAUGCUGCGUACAACUGUGUGGCCAUCGACACUGACAUGAGUCCCUGGGAGGAGUAAGGCCGUGCCAAGCGUGUCCUGCUGCCCUCACCCAGGCCAGCCCGGUUUGGGUCUCAACAGAGGUGACGGGUUCAGAAAUCUCAGCACAGUGGGCCCUGCGCCUGUGUAUGGUCGCAGUGGGAGCCAUGAGUUGACCCUGAUGCUCUAGUCCCCACAGACCCACAAGCUCUACUCGUGCUGGGGCAUGCUUCCCCGGGGUAUUCGGCCUCUGAGAGAGGGAAUCUUCCACAAGCCCAGCACAAGCUGCCAGGCCUGAGCUACUUGAAGGGGGCCAGCUAGCUCCCCAACCCACAGACUAUUUUUUGGUUUCCCCUGUUUUUCCCCUUUUUCUAGCUUCAGCCAUGGCUCAAAAUAUUUAAAAAUUGGUAGAAUGGUACUUGAAGCCAGGAGCCAAGGACAGAAUGUGGUUAUCUUCCUUGGUCACGGAUCCCCAAGAAAGAAGCCCCAGUUGAGUACCCCAUCCCUUGCAUACCGGUCUUCUUCUUCCCACAGCAGAGGUGUGUGGGCUCUUCCCACGACUUGGCACGUCCAUCCACUCAAUGCUCAGUCUUUACAGCAGCCAAACUACUCUUCUGGAUCAAAUCCAGCUCAACUCCACAUCCGCUCCUUCACCGCCAAGGUUUCACAGUUGAGGAUCCUUCUGUCCUCUCUGGAAUUUCAGUAAUUCCUGUUCAUACUCUAACAUAAGGCCUAGAUGUUAAACUUGCUCUAAGGGCUGUGCACACCCCUCUAUUCCCCCCAAGGGCCUCCAUGACACUCCUAUAGAAUGUCUUACGUUGGGGAAAUUGAAUAAAUGGAUAAAUUCCUCUCUUUA